This is a messenger RNA of Tetranychus urticae (two-spotted spider mite), 2752 nucleotides long. It is a transcript of the gene Atg9, whose product is annotated as autophagy-related protein 9. Gene Ontology annotation, cellular component: phagophore assembly site; autophagosome. Gene Ontology annotation, biological process: reticulophagy; autophagy of mitochondrion; protein localization to phagophore assembly site. The record is from RefSeq and is a predicted model, not a curated record. NCBI's taxonomy places the organism in Eukaryota, Metazoa, Arthropoda, Arachnida, Trombidiformes, Tetranychidae.
GUAACUAUGUUUACAGAAAUUUUUUUGUUUUUUCCUUUCUUCAUAUCCUCCAUUUUGUUCUGAAUAGUUGAGCACUUAAAUACGCUGAUCUAGUAGAUCUUAAUUUUGGUCACAUUAGAGCAUUCAGUUAUGUUCAUUAAUGUCCAAGCAACAAAUAUAAUCUCGUCUUAAAUACUUGGUAAAUCCACAUCACAUUUUACCCCUUCUCUUUGUUUACUUCUUUAUCUUAACGUUCUUUGUACUUCCUCCCUUUCAUCCUCCAUUAUGGUCAAUUUUCGAAAUGUUACUGUUGAGCCAACGAUUAAUUAGAGUGAAUUGACUCAAAAACGAGAUCAUCUUCUGUGGAACUGUAAAAAUAUAUGACUUAUCAAUAAACCGUUGAUAAAUAAAUUUUGAUUGACUGUAAAUAUUUCUCAUCGAAAAUCUGAUCAUCAUUCUAAACUAAAUGUCUACAACUUCAUAUAGAAGUUUUUCUGAUUUAUGCGAUCCCGAAGACAAAGUUCUCAUACAUGUUUUACCAGAGAACAAAGGUGGACCCCGCUCAUGGCACCAAUAUAUCAAUGAUUUAGAUUAUUUUUUCACAAGAAUCUAUCGUUAUCACCAAAGAUCUGGAUUUCUUUGCUUGGUACUACAACACAUUUUAGAGCUUGUCCAGUUCAUUUUUGUUGUUUUACUCACUCUAUUUCUCCUUAAUUUUGUCGAUUAUGCUGUUUUAUUCAAAGACAAACUACCUCCAGGCUCUAAAGCAGGCGAUCCAACCAUUAAGGUUACUAUUAGUGACGUGAUAUUACCUCAAGAUCAAAUCCAUCUCGGUGGAUUUCAGAUUAUAUUGUUAAUUUGUGCCGCCAUUUUCUGGUUCUUAAAGCUUCUCAAAGUGCUGCAAGCAAUAUAUGUUUACCAUGCAAUUCGCGUAUUCUAUGCUGAAGCCUUGCAUAUUCAGGACUGUUCUGAAUACACCUGGCAAGAAGUGCAAACUCGAUUGAUACAAGCUCAACAUCUAUGCUCUCUUCAAGAAGGAACUCUAACGGAACUGGAUAUUCACAAUCGUAUUCUUCGUUACCAUAAUUAUAUGAUCGCUUUAUUAAAUAAGAAUUUAUUGCCCAUUCAUUACAAAGUGCCAUUGCUGGGUGAACAGACUUACUUUUCCAAAGGAUUAGAAUUCAAUAUACGUCUUUUACUAUUCAAAGGCCCCUUUGCUAUCUUUGAAAAUAGUUGGAAGCUGAAAGAUGAAUUCAAAUCAACAGCAAACAGGCAAAUUUGUGCCCGUAAAUUCGCCAAAAAUUGUUUGAUAUUAGGUUUUAUUAAUCUAGCUUUAUUGCCACUCAUAUUUAUCUGGCAAGUUCUGUAUAUAUUUUAUGCAUAUGCUGGUACACUCAAGCGUGAUCCAUCCAGUGUUUUUGCUUCCAAGAAUUGGUCUCAUUACGCUAAGUUAUUUUGUCGCCACUUCAAUGAGCUCGACCACCAAUUGAAUGGACGUUUGAGCAAAGGAUACAAAGCCGCUUCAAAAUACAUGGAUUCAUUUAACUCUCCUCUGAUGGAAGUUAUCUCAAGAAAUGUUAUGUUCAUGGCCGGAGCUCUCCUGGCUGUCCUCGUGCUCUUAACUUUCUACGAUGAAGAUGUCAUAGCUGUCGAACAUGUUAUUACCAUAAUAGCAGCAUUGGGUAUCAUAGUCGCUGUAGCUCGUGGUUUCAUUCCUGAUGAUAUUCCGAUGAAGUAUAAUAAAUCGGAGUUGUAUUCGCAUAUCCUUCUCCACAUCCAUUAUGCCCCUCAUCGUUAUUCACCUUAUACUUCUCAGGCCCAGGCAGCUAUGUCUAAGCUAUUUCAGUAUAAGAUACAAGCUAUCUUAGAAGAUCUUCUUAGUCCCUUGAUUACUCCAUAUAUUCUGUUAUUUCAUCUCCGCCCUCGAUCAUUAGAAUUUGUCGACUUCUUUCGUAACUACACUGUCGAAGUAUCUGGAACUGGUGAUAUUUGUAUUUUUGCCAUGAUGAAUGUUAAGAAGAAUGGAAAUCCUGUUUGGGAGGUACAAAAAGAGGAAAAGUUAUCCGAAAAUCCAUUCGCAGAAACACCUUCUGGGGCCAGUGUUAGCGGAAAGAUUAAGAAGACUGAUGGACAACGGAAAUUUAAAUUACAGGCUGGAGCAGGAGAAGGUGAUUUCGGUGAAGCUCCCCCCACAGCUACAGUCCCUGAAAAUCUUUUUAGUGAAAAUGGUAAACUUGAACUGAGUCUCAUCAAUUUCCAACUCACCAAUCCGAACUGGCAUCCGAUUGAUCGAUCUCAGCGUCAAUUUAUUGAAGUUGUUACUUCUAAGGCCAUACCUUCUAUGCAUGAAAAAGUAGAAAGUGUUGACAUUGGUCGUACUUCAACUGAACCUGUAACACCUCACUCGUCUAUGAUGGAAAGAGUUCCAUCAAUGCAUACUCAUAACAUGAACCCACCAAGAACACCUCAUUCAUCUUUAAUUGAAGAUAAUACUGGUUAUUCUCACCGUGAUUCUUACUGUGAAUCAUUUGACCUAAGUGACAUUGAAUUACGAAUGUCUUUAACUUCAAGAUAUCUUAAUGACCUCGCCUCUUCAAGACUGUCAAAUCAACAGCCUGAAGAGGGACAACUACUUCAACAAUCUGAAAACGCUCCUCUGUUACAAUUAUCUCGUUUCACUGAGCGACACGACAUCCAAUAAUGCUGUGAUAUUAUGUAUCUAAAAAUCAAACAAACACUUUUUUCAUUCAAAUAAAUUUUCAUUAUUAUCAAA